UUUCAACCCUCUCUCUAAACUCAAGUCUCAACCUUAUCCUUCCUCCCACUUAUCUGGUGCUCCUGUGAGGGUGGGUAGCCAUGGCGUUUGCAGGGACAACCCAGAAAUGCAUGGCAUGUGACAAGACUGUGUACCUGGUGGACAAGCUCACUGCUGAUAAUCGCAUCUUCCACAAAGCUUGCUUCAGAUGCCACCAUUGCAAUGGCACCCUCAAGCUCAGCAACUACAACUCCUUUGAGGGAGUUCUGUAUUGCAGGCCACACUUUGAUCAACUCUUCAAGAAGACUGGUAGCUUAGACAAAAGCUUUGAAGGCACACCAAAGAUUUUGAAGCCACAGAAAACCAUUGAUGGUGAGAAACCAAUGGCUAACAAAGUAUCUAGCAUGUUCGUGGGGACCAGAGAUAAAUGUUUGGGCUGCAAAAACACCGUCUAUCCAACUGAAAAGGUUUCAGUAAAUGGAACUUCAUACCACAAAAGCUGCUUCAAAUGUAGUCAUGGAGGAUGUGUGAUCAGCCCAUCAAACUAUAUCGCACAUGAAGGUCGCCUCUACUGCAGACACCACCACACCCAACUCAUCAGAGAGAAGGGUAACCUGAGCCAGCUCGAGGGUGACCGACCUGGACAAGUCGUACCUUGAUCUUUUCUUUAAUUUGCUCUUGCCCUUGCCUCUUGGUGUGUACGCUAGCUUGUGAUGAUAUGAUGACUUUAUGAUGAUAAGAGAUGAAAGUCUGUUUUCCUAUUUCCUGAUGAUGAUAAGAGAUGGAUCAUUGAUGAUACGCUUUAAUUCCUUUUUUUUUUGUUGUUAUCUUAUUGUGGAUCAACUGUCCAUUGGAAUCUGAAAGAUUGUUUUGCUUCUUA
Messenger RNA from Lactuca virosa, 859 nucleotides. NCBI's taxonomy places the organism in Eukaryota, Viridiplantae, Streptophyta, Magnoliopsida, Asterales, Asteraceae. The record is from the annotation of a GenBank genome assembly.